Molecule: messenger RNA, 4163 nt
Organism: Drosophila willistoni
Lineage: Eukaryota; Metazoa; Arthropoda; Insecta; Diptera; Drosophilidae
Gene: Eph
Product: ephrin type-B receptor 1-B
Exons: 14
Coding region: 647-3769 (1040 amino acids)
Biological process (GO): protein phosphorylation; cell surface receptor protein tyrosine kinase signaling pathway; axon guidance
Cellular component (GO): plasma membrane; neuron projection
Molecular function (GO): ATP binding; transmembrane-ephrin receptor activity; protein binding
Source: RefSeq, a predicted model, not a curated record
CACUGCAUACACUAUUUUAAACACUGAAUAAAAAAUAUCUUCUCUUGCAACAAAAUUGUUGUUAUUUUAGUGCAUUUCGUGAAUUAUAAAUAAAAAAACACACAGUCGGUCAAUGCGGUGUUUGUGAAUGUGAAUAUGGUUAAGAAAUGCAGGAUCAGCUUACAAAGGAAAAACAAAAUGCCUUAAGAAACGAGGGACGCCCGAAAAUGUGUGUGUAUUCGAAAUGUGUAUGCCUGCGACUGUAUGCGUGUGUGUGUAUGCGUUAAACGAAAUGGGAAUCGGAUAUCCUGAGACACAACAAAGUACUAAAAUUCGGUUUUAAAUUGAGGAGUUUGUGUUGCCUAAAAUUAAGUGACGACGCUAGCUCGGAUGCCAUUAUUUUUAAAUAAAUCAUAAAGGAAGUACAAACGCAGUUUCUUAAAAUCUUGAUGCAAUAGAUAUACAAAAAGGGGAGUCUCGACAACAAGGACAAGGAUGCAGAGAAAAAAAUAAAAGCGAAGUCAACAUUUUUUCUUCCACAAAUCAAGUGGCUUCCAUUCAAAGAAGGACACAGUCAGUCCGUAGAUUUUAUUCUACGAAAUCAUUCUAGGAGUAAAUGAAAAAACAGUUUCACUGCAGAAGAACCCGAUCUUGAUUUAUCUCCGAGAUGUCAUUGCUGACUCUUUUCAACAUUGGCAUUUGGCUCAUUGCUAGUCAAAUAAAGAUUAUAAACUGCGACCAAGUUGUUUUACUGGACACAACAAGAGAAGCUACUUUAGAAUGGACACGCUAUCCAUAUGGCCCACAGGCUCAGACUCCAGGGUGGGUGGAAGAAUCAUUUACAGAUUUUGUGAAAGGAAUUAACUGGCGAAGCUACGUGGUUUGCGAUGUUGCUUACCAUAAUGUAAAUAAUUGGCUAUGGUCACCAUUCAUUGAUCGCGGACCUGCGAAUCGGUUGUACAUCGAAAUCCAGUUCACAAUACGAGACUGCUCUCUGUUUCCAGGCAACGCUCUGUCGUGCAAAGAGACAUUUAGUUUGUUGUUUUACGAAUUCGAUGCGGCUACACGGGAGCCACCGCCAUGGCAAACAGACAGUUACAAGCUGAUAGCUCGCAUUGCGGCAGGCGAGGGUCGCUUUAAUCAAAACUCCGAUGUGGACAUUAACACUGAAGUAAAAAGUAUCGCUGUAAACAAGAAAGGAGUGUAUUUUGCCUUCCGCGACCAGGGGGCAUGCAUCAGUGUGCUAGCCGUAAAGGUCUACUAUAUUACGUGUCCGGCAGUGACCGAGAAUUUCGCGCACUUCAACGAAACGCCCACAGGCAGAGAAAUAACCAUUAUUGAGAAACAGAAUGGGACGUGUGUAGAAAACGCAGAGGCCUACGAACCGCCGACUUAUCUUUGCAAAGGUGAUGGCAAGUGGACCAUUCUUACAGGCGGCUGUCGCUGUCGCGUUGGGUAUGAACCCAACGAUAUGAAUAAAACCUGCACCGAGUGUCCAGUGGGUACAUUUAGGUCGGCAGAGGUCAUUAGAUGUGUUUCCUGCCCACCCAAUUCUAGUGCACCAAAAGCGGGCUCUCCGUUGUGCAACUGCCUACCUGGAUUUUACCGACAUCCGCGAGAUGGCCGUCAUAUGCCCUGCUAUAGGCCUCCUGGAUCGCCCACAAAUCUCACCCUCUUAUUUGUCGACCAGACUAGUGCGAUAAUAUCAUGGAACCCACCGGCUAGAGACGAUGCGAAUCAGUUGUCGUUGGUGGAGAAAUAUCGGAGCGAUGUAGUCUACAAGAUUCGUUGCAGCUUGUGCAGUUCAAAUGUUAUGUUCAACCCAUCAACAGAUACCUUCAACGAUACAAAGAUAACUCUGACCAAUCUGGAUCCAGUUACCACAUAUACCGUGCAAAUUCAUGCCAUUAACGGAAUAUCGUAUCUGGUCGAUACGGCUUAUUAUGCCAACGAGACUGUAUCGCUUAGUGAUGCAAAUACGACGGCAAGUGUGGGAGCUAACAGCCAGCUGGACCUAAACGACAUCAAGACGGAACAUUCCGAAAUCAUAUUCACUACUGAGUCAGCUAUGCUCUCAACUGUGUUUAAUUUACGUAUAGUGGCUAUAUCUAACAAGGAUGCAGAUCUGACAUGGGACAAGCCAGUUCAAAGCGAUGCACCUCUUGAGUUUUACGAAGUACGCUGGUUCCCUAAACUUGAACUGGAGGCUAUAAACAAGACCGCACUAAAUACAAAAGAGACCAAAGCACACAUUGAGGGUCUCAUAGAAAAUACAGAAUAUGGUUUCCAAGUGCGUUGUAAGACUAUUAACGGAUAUGGUUCUUACAGCAACAUGGUGUAUGCCCAUACACAUCAGUCGGUAGGCUCAGUUUACGAUGAUUCGGUGCAAAUACGGUUUAUUGCGGGUGCUAUUGUGACAGGUGUGCUCUUUCUUGUUAUUUUUAUUGUGGCGACGGUAUACUUCAUGCGAUCAAAACAUCAGGAUGAACUCGACAAGAAGUCUACAAACCAUCUGCCUCUUCCCAUGGAUUAUGCCAGUAAUGAAGGACUUGUCGUGACAUAUAUAAAUUCCAUGGACACAACUCCAAUUGUCAAGACAUUGCAUUCGAAUGUGACCACGCCUCUGUUUGGAAACAGUCGGAGUUACGUUGAUCCGCACACUUAUGAGGACCCCAACCAGGCUAUUAGAGAGUUUGCCCGCGAAAUAGAUGCUAACUACAUAACAAUCGAAGCUAUAAUUGGUGGUGGCGAGUUCGGAGAUGUUUGUCGCGGCCGUCUGAAAAUCCCGCCAAACUUUGUCCAAGAUAUUGACGUGGCCAUUAAGACUUUGAAGCCGGGAUCUUCCGAGAAGGCGCGCUGCGACUUCUUAACCGAAGCCUCUAUAAUGGGCCAGUUUGACCAUCCGAACGUUAUAUACCUACAGGGAGUAGUUACGCGCUCAAACCCAGUGAUGAUAAUCACCGAGUACAUGGAAAAUGGCAGUUUGGACACAUUCCUCCGGGUUAACGAUGGAAAAUUUCAAACACUGCAGCUGAUUGUGAUGCUACGUGGCAUUUCCAGUGGCAUGUCAUACCUGAGCGACAUGAAUUACGUUCACAGAGAUCUAGCAGCACGUAAUGUCUUGGUCAAUGCGCAACUAAUUUGCAAAAUUGCCGACUUCGGCCUAUCGCGGGAAAUUGAAAAUGCAAGCGAUGCUUAUACAACUCGGGGUGGCAAGAUUCCCGUACGCUGGACUGCUCCAGAAGCAAUAGCUUUUAGGAAAUUUACGUCCGCAUCGGACGUAUGGUCGUAUGGGGUCGUUCUAUGGGAGGUUAUGUCUUACGGCGAACGUCCGUACUGGAACUGGUCGAAUCAGGAUGUGAUAAAAAGUAUUGAAAAGGGCUAUCGAUUGCCUGCACCAAUGGACUGUCCUGAGGCGUUGUAUCAGCUUAUGUUGGACUGCUGGCAGAAACAACGAACGCACCGUCCAACCUUUGCCAGUAUAGUCUCUACGCUAGACAACUUGGCCAGACAACCACAGUCGCUCCUGACCACUCGUAACUCACCAGAAACAGAUGGUACCCACAUAUUAGAUUCUCAACGUGGUCAGAACAUAUUCAUAAGCACUGAUUUGUGGCUGGAGAACAUAAAAAUGUCCAGAUACUCUCAGCAUUUUAAAGAGGCUAAUCUGGUGAAUGCCCAACAGAUCUCAAGAUUAACAGCUCAACAGCUAUCCGAUAUGGGCAUCACCUUGGUGGGGCAUCAGAAAAAAAUCUUACACCAGGCCCGUCAACUGGACACAAUAAUAUAAUACAAUGUACAUAGCCAUCAAGACACAGCAAAUAAGUUAAGACAUAUUUCGUAGCUUAGUAUCUGUAAGUGAGGUUAAAAGGCUACCUUUUGAACUUCUGCAAACCGGUCGAGCAAGCGUUGAUAUUUUAGAAUUAAAUCUGGCUUUAGAAUUUUAUAUAAAAUUUUAUACGUUUAGUUUUCUCUAGAAACUGCUCUUGCCUGCUUCGUUGCAACUUUCUCAAAACAUCUGAAAUCAGAUUUAAAGCACUAAUAUUGACAAAUUGUAAGACUUAAAUGGAAGCCUCAUGAACGAUAUAAAUGUAUAUAUCGUAUGACACCAUAUUGAUCAAAUCUUAACACGACUACCGAAAGGUUAAAAGAACUGGACAAUUUGAUAAAGAACCAUGAUUACA